Drosophila suzukii is the source of this 2047-nucleotide messenger RNA. The record is from RefSeq and is a predicted model, not a curated record. Lineage: Eukaryota; Metazoa; Arthropoda; Insecta; Diptera; Drosophilidae.
AUCGAGGACGAGGGUAACCAUGGCAACGAUGAGACGCGCCUCUUCAUCCUCUCCUCGCUGGCCCAGUCCCAGAUGAGCCGGGUGGCCUGCAUUUUGUGCGAGGAGCCGCUGCUCGUUUUCGAUCGCUAUCCCCUGGUCGAUGGCUCCUUCUUCCUGAGUCCCAAGCAGCAUUCCAGCGGCUGCAUCGAGGUUAAAUACGAGGGACGCACUCUCUACUUGACCUGUGUUUGCAUGAGCUGCCUGGACGGAACCUCCAGCAGCCGCGUCAUCAACUGCAGAUUCUGCAAGGAGCCUUGGGAUGGCUCGAGCCUGGUUCUGGGUACCAUGUACGCCUACGACAUCUUUGCGGCCAUGCCCUGCUGCUCCGAGAGGUUUAAGUGCAAUAACUGCUUCAAGAUGCUGAUGCAUCCGCAGCAACGUCUGAGCUUCUACAGUGACUACUCGCACGGGGUGACCUGUCCGUACUGCAACACGCAGGACACGCACUUCGUGAAGCCGCUGAGCUUCUGCUACGCCAAGAGCCCGGCGGCGCGGCUGCCGACGCUCGCAUAACAUGAGGCCCCGUUGGAGUCGCCCGUGGGAACAGGUGCCACCGCCACCCAGGUGCCAAAUGCCCAGGGCGCUCCAACGGCCUCCGGCUGCAGCAGCAACAACACCAUCAUCUCAUCGAACUCGAACAAGCAGCAGCCAGCAAAGCAGCCGCUCUACAAUGCCGCCAUCGAUUAUUCGGCACCGCUGCAGCAGCAGAUUAAUCCGGACUUGAUUGGAGCCCAUCCGCAUGCCCAGCAGCACCAGCAGCAGGUGCGACAGCAGCAGCAGCAACCGCAACAACAGCAGCAACAGCAGCAGCAGCAGCAACAACAGCAACAGCAGCAGCAGCAGCAGCCGACUCAACAGCAACAUCAGCCUGCGGUUAGCUCAUUUCAAAGGGCCAACUUCCCUCAGCAGUCCCAUAAAACCAUGAACAUGAUGGCCAUGGCGGAUGUGAUGAGCAAGUACCAGCAGCAGCAGCAGCAACAGCAACAACAGCAGCAACAGCGCCAGCAGCAACACAACCAGCCGCCACAGCAGCAACAUGCAACACAGAAAGGACUCGAGGGCCUUCUAUUGACCAACAGCAACACAAACACAAACAACAGCAUAAGCAGCAGCAGCAGUAUUAGUAACUUAAUCAUUAGCCAUAAUUCAGCCAGCAAUCCAGGCAGCAAGAUGCAGCCCACUUGGGGCCAGAGCGAUGCCAUCUCGGCCCUGUGGGGCUGCUCCAGCAGCAGCAGCGGCUGCUCCUCGGGCAGUGGAUCGCAGCCCUCGUUGAGUCCGACGGCCAGCAGUCAUGGCAACGAUGGCUCCAAGAUGAUGCUGUGGGCGGCGGCCCAGAGUUCCCCGCAAAAUGCAGCGGCAGCAGCAGCAACACUCAGGGAUGGAUUCAAGGAGUUGCAACAGCAGCAGCAGCAGCACAAUCAGCAGGUGCACCCCGCACAUGCAGCCUCGCCCACAGCCUCGUUGACCAGCUCCAGUUCCUCCUCGAACGGCUGGAGUGCCUCGCACUAUGGCAAGCCCAAUAUCUGGGAGCUGCCGGGAUCAGGAUCAUCGGCUGGCCAGAGGACACCGGCCAGCAGCCACGACAUCUUCACCGAUCUCCUGUGCAACCUGAGCAUCAGUCAGGAUAAUAACAGCAGCCAGCAGGCCAAAGUCGAUGCCUCCGCCUCGGAUGUCAGCUCGAACUCCUCCUCCUCCGCCGGGGAACUCCUGGAGGCGGCCAAUAUCUGGAGGUUUCCCGAGUACGCCAGUCAGCUGUACAACGAGGAGCCCACUGGAGGCGCCGCUGCCUGCAUGCAGCUCUUCAACGACUAUCUCAACAUGAACUAAAAGCAAAGCCUGCAGCAUUUGUUACUCUAGCUAAAUUUAUCAAACAAAAAAAAGAAUAACGAAAAAGAGUAAGCAGGAGAAGGUGGAGAAGCGAAAGUUUUAGUUCUUAAAAUCAUUUGAUUUUUUAUACAAUCACACAUACAUCUUAAAACCGAGAGAAAACAAUGCAAACUAAAAACAA